GAUCAGCUGAUCGCUCCACGUGGGGUGUCCGCAUUCCGUCGCCGCCGCUUCCUCUUUAAAGGGGCCGCGUCCACGUUUGUGGGUCGCAGCUCGGCGUGGCCACAAACUCCACCGCCGCUUCUCGCCUCGCUCACCUCCACCAACACCUCCACCUCCCUCCCUGCAUCGCCUGAAAUCGCGUCUUCACUACGCGAGUCCAACACCUUCACGCCGCUCGCUUCCUCCUUCGCCGUGACCCUGCCAGCAGCCUCUGACACCAAGCGAGGCCAUGCUGCUGUUGCGCGUGCUGUGUGCGCUGGUGUCCACGUUGUGCGUGCUGGGCAUGGACAACGGCCUCAUGAGGACUCCCCCCAUGGGCUGGCUCGCCUGGGAGCGCUUCCGCUGCAACGUGGACUGCAAAAACGACCCCGACAACUGCAUCAGCGAGCGACUCUUCAAGGCGAUGGCGGACCGCCUGGCGGAGGACGGGUGGCGCGAGCUAGGCUACGUCUACGUCAACAUCGAUGACUGCUGGAUGAGCAGGCAGCGCGACGCGCGGGGCCGCCUGCAGGCCGACCCCGAGCGCUUCCCCAGCGGCAUCAAGGCCCUGGCCGACUACGUGCACGCGCGCGGCCUCAAGCUCGGCAUCUACGAGGACCUGGGCACGCUGACAUGCGGCGGCUACCCUGGCACGACGCUCGCCGACGUGCAGACCGAUGCCACCACCUUCGCCGAGUGGGAAGUGGACAUGCUCAAGCUGGACGGCUGCUACUCCAACUCCUCCGAGAAGGCCGAAGGCUACCCCAGCAUGAGCCGUGCCCUCAACGCCACGGGCCGCCCCAUCGCCUACUCGUGCAGCUGGCCGGCAUACGAGGGCGGCCUCCCGCCCAAGGUCAACUACACGCAGCUCGGAGACAUCUGCAACCUGUGGCGCAACUACGACGACAUCGAGGACUCGUGGGAUUCCGUUCAGUCCAUCAUGGACUGGUGGGGCGACCACCAGGAGGUGCUCAUCCCCGCAGCUGCGCCCGGCCGCUGGAACGACCCUGACAUGCUGAUCGUGGGCGACUUUGGGCUGAGCUACGACCAGUCGCGCGCGCAGAUGGCUAUCUGGGCCGUGCUGGCCGCCCCCUAUUUCAUGUCCAACGACCUGCGCAGCAUGUCGGCCGCGGCGCGUGAGCUGCUGCAGAACCGCCUCCUCAUCCAGAUCAACCAGGACCCGCUGGGCCAUCAGGGCCGGCGCAUCAUCAAGGAGAAGUCCCACAUCGAGGUGUGGUCGCGGAACCUGACUGACGGUGCGUGGGCGCUGGCGUUUGCGAGCCGCCGCGUGGACAUGCCGUACCCGUACAGCGCCACGCUGGCCGCGCUGGGGGCUCCCGCAGGCUCCCAGUACUGGGUGAUUGACGUGUUCUCGGGGAAGCAGAUCGGCACCCUCAAGUCCGAGGAGAAGUUCACUGUGUCCAUCAACCCCAGCGGCGCCGAGAUGUGGUACCUGAACCCGACUGGUGCCACCGCCGUCGCCGAUCGGCCCCUGUGGAUGAAACCGCGCGCCCGCAUUCCCGUGCCUCCCGGCAACGACUUGCUGUGAUCGCAGCUCAGGAGGGAGGUGUGGUGGUUGGCGGCUCGCUAAUUCCCAGUUCACAAUUAUCACGGUUCUCUCUGCGUCGCAUCACAAUCAACCCCCAACACUUACUACUACUGCUAUGUUUCAUUAUUUUACCAGGUAAGGUCCCACUGAGCUAUACAUAGAGCUUUUUCAGGCAGUGACCUGGCCACAAUUGAUAGCUAAACGAAAGUGGCUUGUC
Petromyzon marinus (sea lamprey) is the source of this 1784-nucleotide messenger RNA. It is a transcript of the gene NAGA, whose product is annotated as alpha-N-acetylgalactosaminidase. The record is from RefSeq and is a predicted model, not a curated record. Gene Ontology annotation, biological process: oligosaccharide metabolic process; glycoside catabolic process. NCBI's taxonomy places the organism in Eukaryota, Metazoa, Chordata, Hyperoartia, Petromyzontiformes, Petromyzontidae. Gene Ontology annotation, molecular function: alpha-galactosidase activity. Gene Ontology annotation, cellular component: cytoplasm.